Messenger RNA from Salmo salar (Atlantic salmon), 3470 nucleotides. RefSeq names its product SET and MYND domain containing 4 (gene smyd4). NCBI's taxonomy places the organism in Eukaryota, Metazoa, Chordata, Actinopteri, Salmoniformes, Salmonidae. Gene Ontology annotation, cellular component: nucleus; cytoplasm. The record is from RefSeq and is a predicted model, not a curated record. Gene Ontology annotation, molecular function: histone deacetylase binding. Gene Ontology annotation, biological process: heart development.
GUCACAUCGCGACUUUCGGAUUCUCGUUGACUGCAGUAAAAGAGAAACUGCGCGCUGAUUCUGAGCCUCAACUACUAAUUUACAUUGAUAUCUAGCAGUCUGUAUAACCAAAAUGGAUACGCAGGUUGUGAAAAUACCACCGAAGCGCACAUGAGUUUCUCUCCAACUACAGUAAAGUUAGUUUCACAGAAUGGACCUGCCUUGUGUCGAGUGGCAAAAGCAUGUUGAACAGAAGUGGAGCCGACUCACUCCUGAUGAGAAGAAAUGUUUCUCGUCCCUGUUGGACAUAGAUGAGGUCUUUGAUUUUGGCCUGUCUCAAAUAAUCCAAGAGGAUGUAGACUUUCUGUCGGGCAUUUCUAAGGACUAUCCUGUCCAGAAGGACCUUGAGCGAGCUGCCAGAUGUCGGAAGGAGGGCAACUCCAGGUUUAAAGCCAGGGACUACACUGCUGCUGUCCUGCACUACUCACAGGGUGUGUGUCAUGCAUCUCUGAGCUCAGAGCAGCUGUCUCUGUGCUAUGCCAACCGUUCUGCUGCACUCUUUCACCUCCAUCGCUACAGGGAGUGCCUCGAGGACAUCGACAGAGCCCUGAACCAUGGCUACCCAAGUCACCUGAAGCACAAACUACAGGACAGACGGGCACAGUGCCUCAACCACUUCCCCAACGGGACAGAGGGGCUAAACACCGCCAAGCAGGAGGCAGGGCACCAGGCAGAGGUUGUGUGUAGCAGGACCAACUCAACAAAGCCCAACCCAAAGUCCCCAAACUCCCAGCAGCAGAAUGGGAGUGCUCUUGGGUCGUGUCUCUCCGCUGGUUUGUCCGUGUGCUUCAGCCCUGAAAAAGGGCGACACCUGGUGGCCACCACGGGAAUCGCGGCCGGAGAGGUGAUAUUGGAGGACAGGGCUUACAGCUGUGUGCUUAUACCAGGGAUGGGGGGAGGGAGAAGAGAGGAGACGGAGGAAGCAGGAAGAGUGUUUGGGACCGAGGUGAGGCACUGUCAUCAGUGUUUGGGGGAGACGGUGAGCCCUGUGCCAUGUGAGGGGUGCAGCUACGCUCGCUACUGCUCAGAGGGGUGUCGUAGAGGCGCGUGGGAGUGGCAUCAUCGCUGGGAGUGUCCAAUCGGAGCCGAGCUGAGUACUGCGGGAGUGAUGUCACAGCUGGCGCUGAGGGUGGCAUUAAAGGCGGGGGUGAAGGAGGUACUGAAGGCACGGGAACCAAUCAGAGACGCGGAUAAUGAUUCUAAACUAAUCAGAGAGAAGAUUAGCUCCAAGAAUUCCAGUUCUAAGCCAAUCACAGAAAAGAUGCGCCCAAAGAAGAAGAAUUCUGGGUCCAGUGACGCCACCUCAACUGAGCCGGAGGUCAACGACCCCUCUGCUUAUUACCAUGGUGAUUCCUACCUGAGCGUCUACCACCUGCUGCCUCACCUGAAUGGCCACGCCCCCAGCCAGCGCUUCUUGUGCUCUGUCACCAUAGCAACGCUCUACCUGCGGCUGCGCCAGGCGGGACCUCCACCUGUGUCCUGGGAGAGAGGAGGAGCGUCUGAAAGCAGGAAGUGCAGCAAACAAUCGCAGGCCCCCGAGGAGGGAGAGGGUUGGGCUCCGGAGCUAAGCCUGCUGGGAAGUGUAGCUCUGAGGCACAUGCUGCAGCUGAGAUGUAAUGCCCAGGCAGUGAGCCUGCUCAGAGACACAGGUGAUUUUACUGCGGUGCAGUCCACCCAGGAAGUGCGCAUUGCCACGGCAAUAUUCCCCACACUGAGUAUCCUAAACCACUCCUGUUGCCCCAACACAAGCCUCAACUUCAGGACCUCUCACCUGGUCUCACCUCAACCAGACCAAGGCUCUGCUGGUGAACCGGUUUCUACCGGUCCUGAGGCCUGUUCUGCUCCUGUCUCCGUAUCAGCUGGAGUAGCUGUCUCUAUCAGAGCAUCCAGAGACAUCUGUCCUGGACAGGAAAUCCUCCACUGUUACGGUCCUCACAGCAGCAGGAUGGUGUUGUGUGAGCGUCGGCGACUCCUACAGGAGCAGUACCACUUCCUGUGUAUCUGUCAGGCCUGCAGUCUGGGGCAGGGGGAGGGGCCAGACACACAUCUGCAUUGUGGGAAGUGCAAGGGACCUGUAAAGCAGUGCAGCGUGGACGGUGCAGGGUGGUGCGUGUGUGUGCGGUCAUCUUGCGGUCAUCGUGUGUCACGCUCCGAACUGGACCUCAGACUGCAGGAGGUCAAGGUUCAUCUGGAGCAGGCAGUGGACCUCCUGGAGACAGACAGACCAGACCAGUCUGUCAGGUUGUUACAGAGAGCAGUGUCUCAGGCUGGUGUCUUCCUAAAAGACACUCAUUUUCUACAGGGACAACUGGCUGAUGCCAUGGCCAGAGCAUAUUCCACUAUGGGUGAGUGGCGAGGGGCAGCGUCCCAGUUGGAGCGUAGUGUUUUAACCAUCCGUUCCCAGUAUGGAGAGGACAGUAUUGAACUGGGACGUCAGCUCUUUAAACUGGCACAGCUACACUUCAAUGGGGGUUUCCCAGCUCCAGCUCUCUCUGUGAUCUCCAGGGCCAGAAGACUCCUGUCCCUCCACUGUGGACCCCACUGUCCUGAGAUACAGGAACUUCAGGCCAUGGAGGACUGUCUACAGGGGGUGUUGUAAGACAGGCAGACAGGCAGGCAGGCAGACAGACAGGCAGGCAGGCAGGCAGACCGACAGGGAGAGCUAUGUGAGGGAGAGCUAUGUGAGGGAGAGCUAUGUGAGGGAGAGCUAUGUGAGGGAGAGCUAUGUGUGAGAGAGAGAGGGAGAGAAACGAGAUUAUAGCAGUGUCGUAGUACUCGAGACCGGUCUCUUUGAGUGUCUCAGUCUUGUCUCUGUGUAGGAUACAUUUGUCCUCUGUCUUGACUCGGUCUCAGACAGUGAGGAGUCUUCAUUUCUUCCUGAGACCAGCCAAGACCAGCGGAGUAAAAAACAGCUUCCAUUCAAUAAGUGCAUAAAACCGUUUCGCCAGGCCAAAUAUAUCCACUCCUUUCUUGAAACAUUUAAUACCUGAACAGCCCUUUAAAUCUGUUAUAGACACGGUGGUGAACCUGGGCCUUCAGGGUGUGACAGCAUUUCACAAUCAUGAACCUAACUAAGGCAACAAUGGGUGUUCAAAGCAGAUAUUGAAAAAAGUUUAGUCCCAAGUCUUAGUUAGUAGGCUAAUUCAGUCAUAAUGCGCUGUUUGCAGCAGGAGUGUAGGCAUCAGGCCCUGCCAGGCACACCAAGUCAGAUUGAGCAACAAAAAUGAAAAGAAUAUAUUGUUAUGAAAAAGGAAGAAAGUUCUGCUCACCAAAUGAUGCUGAUCAUUUGAAACAACCCCUUUGCUGCAGACCAUGAUCAAAAGUGCCCUCUUUGGCCUCAUGGGUGGAAUGUUAUUCAUAUUUUUACUAAUUAAUUAAGUUUAUAUAAAUAAACACAAUUCUGGUGUUUACAUGUCUUUUUUGGUUUAAAA